This is a messenger RNA of Anolis sagrei ordinatus, 5713 nucleotides long. It is a transcript of the gene MPL, whose product is annotated as MPL proto-oncogene, thrombopoietin receptor. Lineage: Eukaryota; Metazoa; Chordata; Lepidosauria; Squamata; Anolidae. The record is from RefSeq and is a predicted model, not a curated record. Gene Ontology annotation, cellular component: external side of plasma membrane. Gene Ontology annotation, biological process: cytokine-mediated signaling pathway. Gene Ontology annotation, molecular function: protein binding; cytokine receptor activity.
GGGGCCAGGGGUGUUUGCUUCCUGCUCAUAGAUCCUGUCUUCCUAAAAACCAGCCACCACAAGGGCAGGACAUACUGCCUAUCUGAUCGAAGCAGCCUACACCAGGCAGGGGUGCCUCUCUUGGAGACCAUAGCCUGGUGGUUUGUAGCUGGGGAAGUGGUAGGGCAGGGGCUGGAGCUAGAGGCUUUCAUUUAGGCUUCCUGAAAAACUGGACCAACACAUCCCAGAUAACUUCUAGAGGUCUAGCAACAAAGGCUCAGAGAGCAGGAGGGCUAGCUGCCUCCUCCACUGCUACUGAAGGCUGACCUGAUAAUAUCUGCAAGAAUCCACUCCAUGGUAUUUCAAAGUAUCCAGCAUUCAGUCUGGACAUUCUGAUGCACAAGAUGCUGAUGUAGGUAUCAUGCUGGAUGCAUUCCCAACUCAGCCUCCAGUAGGAUGGCAGUCCUUUUGUGCUGGAUGAGAUUGCUUCCUUUGCUUGUCCUGCUCACCUGCUUCCCUGAGCACAACUUUGUCCUCAUCACAGAUGAAGAAGUUGCUAUAUUGGCUGAAGCAGCUCAGAACAUCUCCUGUUUUUCUCGAACGUUUGAGGAUCUCACCUGUUUCUGGGAUGAACCAGCAAACACGAAAGGGUCAUAUCAUUUCUUCUAUGCGUUUAAAAGCAAUCAGAAAAAAGAAUGCACGCUGACAUCAGUUGAACUUAAUGAUGGAGGCUUGCGCCAUUCCUGCAACUUUUCCUCUGACCACGGUGGCAUCCAGCUCUUCAGAGAACUCAACAUUGAAAUCAUGGAGGCCAUGAGUAAUUAUACCUCUCGGACCCAGAAGCUCUUUGUAGAUACUGUUGGUCUAAUUGCUCCACCAACAAAUAUAACAGCUGAAUGGCUUGGAGUGGUACAGCAAUUGCGUAUGAUGUGGAAUCCCCCACCAAUACCAUAUAAAGGAUUUUUGGUUUAUGAGAUUCUUUAUCAUGUUGAAGGUUUUGAGAACCCACCAACAAGGAUUGAAGUGAAGAACAUUCACACAUGUCAUCUCAAAGAUCUGGUCCCUGGGCAGCAGUACCACAUCCAAGUUCGUACUAAGCCUGAUGGUGUCUCUCUUGAUGGGUACUGGGGACCUUGGUCUCCAGAAGUAUUAGCAGAGAUACCGUAUCUCUCUGGUAAGCCCAUGACUUUUCCAAAUUCAGUCACAAAUUCAUCUUAUGAUCCUGUGCCAGGGUCAACCAUACUCAACGUGGGAGUUGUCCUGUUGCUCUGUACAGGACUUGUGCUGGUCCUAGGUUGCACCAGGCUAGCCGUUUACAGCACAGUGAAACAAAAGAUUUGGCCACCUAUACCAGACCUCCAUCAUGCACUAGAUGGAUUCCUUGAGGACAAUGGCAAGCAGCAGCAGGUGAAUUCUUUCUUUUGCAACAAAAGUUUAGAAGAUACACCUUUGACUUGUAUGCUGGAAGUGUUGUCUGAGACGUCUGUGGAAACACAAAGCUAUGGCCAUCUUCUUGAGAACAUUUCAGUGGAGACAGAAUGGGACAGUCAAGCUUCUUCCUGCCAGCACUACAUGGUGUUGUGUCCUAGGAGUCCACAAGGCAGACAACAUGAAAAUGAGUAUUUUGAUGGCACAUGUGAUGGCCCUGACACACUCUCACUGUCCUUGGACCAGAAUAUACGCAUAACUUCAGAGCUGAAGAUCCAACUAAGCCCCUUCACAUUUUUAAGCACCCACCUUGGGUCACCUGAAAUAAAAGAAGAACAAAGUUGGGAAGCUUCUGAGAACCAGUCUAUAUCUGCCACACACAUAUCAAAUCAGUCUUAUCUACUUACGACCUGAAUAAUUAGGCCAUGGAGGUUUGCAUCAAAAUAGCAGCAAUUGAAAGCUGUUUGCCAAACAACUUUUUCAUUUUGAGGCUCUUUCUAAGCAGCUGAUUGCAUGAAUUACUGAAUGAAAAUUGAAUUGGAGUCUUUUCCCAUAGCUAUGUACACAUGGCUCUUGGUAACUAAAGCCCCUUCUAUACUGUGAUAUAAUGCAAUUUAUCAAAGCAAAAAAUCCACAUUAUCUGCUUUGAACUGGAUUAUAUGAAUCCCCUCUGCCAUAUAAUACAGUUCAAAGCCGAUAAUCUGGAUUUUAUAUGGCAGUGUAGAAGGGGCCUGAGGUCUAUCAAAAGCUCUCCAAAGACAAUAUAAUACCAGGGACACUGCACUGUGCUGAAUUACCUAUACCCAUACAACAAGACCAUUAUAGCUUUUCCCAAUAUAGCAGACAUUGGUAUGAGAUAUUUUGAGCAUGAUGUGAUGAAAGGGUCAAGAACAGCAACAAAUUGCCUUACUAUUAGAUCAUAUCCAGAGGCAGAGUCACAUGGAAAAUAUAGACUGAGCACAACACAAUUAGCUCUUUAAUGUGUAAUUGCAUAGUCUUCGUAUGAUAAACAUUGUUCCAAUUUGGUACAUAUCUAACCUCAAUAAUCAUAUCCUCCUGUUUCAUCUCCAGUUUGUCACACUAACCCCGAAUGCCUCCCACAGAUUACAAAUCUCUAUAAUUACUUUUAUUGACAUUAGUGACAGUGCACAUGAAGUAACAUUAUUUGUGUAAUGCAGUUUUCUGCAAACUCAGGCCCCUUCUAUGCAGGUGUAUAAAAUCCACAUUGAACUGGAUUAUAUGGCAGUGUGUUUGGUAUUAUUAACUAUGGGAUCAUGCGUAAUUUUCCUUAAACUGUCAGCAUUCUUAAAGUAUAGAAUGCAUUUUUUACUUCCCCCUUCAAUUUUAUAACAAACUUCACAAGAACAUGGGCCGGAUCUACACUGCCCUAUAUCCAGCCAUAGUCAUUCCCACCUAAAGAUUUUGUCACUUUCAUCCCAUUAACCAGGUCAUCAUUAUUGGUUAAUGUUAGAUUUCAUUUUGUACUAUCCUGUUUGUAUAUAGUAUACUCUUAGGAUGGCAAAAUAUGUUAUCUCUGUGAGUAGUUCAGGGAUGUGCAAAGGCUUGAUUUCAUAACUCACCUUUCAGCUCAGUCAAGGAGGAGUAUUUGCACACACAGGCUACUUCUGGAGAAAACCAAACAAAACACAGGUUCCCUGCAGUUUGUAGCAAUUUUUUAUUUGGGUUCUUAAUUUAUAAAAUCAUCAAAGUAGCGAAUAAUCAGUUCGUAGUUGGAAAGUUCAACCUCAUAUUUAGGGCUGAAGCUUUCUCAAAUUACAUACAAUUGCAAUAUGUUUUCUCACAACAGAAAAUUAUCUCCUCUAAGCCCCCUUCCACACAGUUGUAUAAAAUCCACAUUGAACUGGAUUAUAUGGCACUGUGGAGUCAGAUAAUGCAGUUCAAAGCAGAUAUUGUGGAUUAUGUGCCUGGAUAUUCCGGGUUAUAUGGUUGUGUGGAAGGACCCUUAGUAUAACCCUUUUUGCUCAAAUAAACAUAGAACAUAACUCUUGAUCAGGGCUAAUUUGCAAUAAAACCGCUUUAAAAUGUACUUCAGAACAAAGGUUGUUAGCUGCUCUGAGUUCCCACAGGGAGAUGGGUUGAGAUAUAAAUAAAAAAGUGUUUUUUUUAUUGAUGGUUUGGUCAAAAUCUGGAGUUUGCAAAGCUGAAUUAAUCUGACUUUUAAAGCAUAAAAAGCUUGCUGACACUCUUCUGCUCAAUGAAUCCUAAAAGACCAGUGCUUUUAUGUUUAUACUAGCCAUCCCCUGACACAUGUUGCUGUGGCCCAGUCUGUGUAUAUGUAUUUUGUGUGUGUAUAUAUGUGGUUUUGCGCAUGGGUUGUAAUGUGUUUUUUAAUUUUUGGCUUUUUAAGUCUCCUCUGCUGUGUCUUUCAGUGUUUUUAUGUGUGAUGGUCACUCAUUGGCCUGACAGGUGGUGUCCAAAUUUGGUGUCAAUUCACCCAGUGGUUUUUGAGUUAUAUUAAUACCACAAACGAACAUUACACACACACACACAUAUAUAUAUACACACACACGUCAGUCAAAGGGGCAGCAUCACUCCUGAAAUGAGGCACGGUGAUAACUACUGAGCCCCUCAGAAGACUAAACUCAUUUCUUUGUUGUUGACAAAGGCUAAUCUAGAGAUUCAAAUUUGGAAUCUGAAGUUUUAAUACUACACCUACAUGCCUGUUGAAGAUAGGUAUCUUCCUCAUGUCAAGCUGACUUUUUGCAAUCUUGCUAAGUCUUACUUCAGAUAUUUUGAAAUACACCAUGCAUAAUGACAUUGUAAAACCAUCUCUCCUCAAAAAAGCACAGUAUCUUUAUCUAUAUAAAAUAUUUUCAGUUGCGGUUGAAAGGUCUCAGAGGUACUUUUCAAAUUAAAGGACAACACAGUAGACUGGAACAACUUCAGAUGGGUUACAAUGUCAGAUUUUAGGGCAGAAACCUCAUGUAGAAACAACAGCUAAUCGCCUUUUGCUAAACUGAUAACUGAUAAUAAACUUGGCCCCUGCCAAAUAUCCAGACUAAUGGUUCAUUCUGGGCACAGUUUAAAGUCUAACAAGAUCAUGUGGUCAAUCGGAAGAUCGCUUGCAAAAAAUAGCUAUCGCCCAAAUCCUUGUUCAGAACCAAGACAACAUAGGUAACUAAAACUAACACACAACAAAUCCGCUGUCUGGGGACAUCUUAGGCUAGAUCCACACUGCCACAGAAUCCAGAUUAUCAGAUAGUCCACAUUGUCUGCUUUGAACUGGAUUACACGAGUCUACACUGCCAUAUAAUCCAGUUCAAAGCAGAUAAUCUGUAUUUUAUAUGACAGUGUAGAUCCAGUCCUAGUUUUAGUACUAGGAAAACUGAGAGAAAUUGGGUUUUGAAAACUUCUUAAAAACUAGUUUAGGGUUGUAAAUGUACACAGGCAGUCCUAAAUUAUGAACAAGGUAGUUUCUGUAGGUUUGUUCUUAAGAUGGAUUUGUUUGUAAGUCAGAACAGGUACAUGUGUGGGAUGGCAUAGAACAAAAGUAGUGGGUUAUUAUAAGAGAUUAUUGUACAAUUUUUGUGGUUGUUGUUGGAUUGUUUAGAUAUACCAUUUUUUACACACUGUAAAUAUGUUUAUUCUGUGAAAUGUAAAAUAAAAUCUAUUCCCGUAUUUGGAAACACGAAACAAAAUAAAACAAAAGUAUCAUUUGGGUACAAUUUGAGAGCAUGAAAUUAUGGAGAUGAAUGGAACCUGGCUGAGAGUUUGAAAUAAAUUUGGAAAUGUUUGGAUGGGAGUCAGUUAGAGCAGUGAAUUAAAAGAAUCAGAUUUAGUUAGGGGGCAGAAAGAGAUAUUCAAGACUCCUUCACAACCCUGCCUAGGGAAGGUAGUACCCCCACUGAGGUAGCAUGCACAUACAUACAAAAACCUUUAUUUUGGGACAGGAAAAUGUUGGAUUCACACCUAAAGUGAUGAAUGAAAUUGUUUCAUUUUUGCUCUUAAAAUAGUUUUGAAAUUGGACUUUAUGUCCAACAGCUGAAUACAAAAAUCCGGGAUGACAUCCAACUUGUUUUCGGCGUAAGCACAAGCUGAAAAAUCAAUAGGUGGACAUGAAGGGGAGCAUUGCUUGGAUAGCCUUUCUUGAAAUGUAAUAUGAUUGGAUUGGCUUUGGACUAUGAUUUCAGGACCACAUGCUAUGUUUUUAACUGUUUAUUUUAAAUGUAUUUAUAUGUUACUGUUUUGGUUUUAUACACUACGUAUUUUGUAUUUUGUUUGUUUCUAAUGUUUUAAAGUGGCAUUGAAUCAUUGCCAAUUUGGAAGCCACUCUGAGUCCACUUCA